Cynoglossus semilaevis (tongue sole) is the source of this 8364-nucleotide messenger RNA. RefSeq names its product patatin-like phospholipase domain containing 6 (gene pnpla6). Lineage: Eukaryota; Metazoa; Chordata; Actinopteri; Pleuronectiformes; Cynoglossidae. The record is from RefSeq and is a predicted model, not a curated record. The coding region runs from base 2207 to 6217 and encodes 1336 amino acids. Gene Ontology annotation, cellular component: endoplasmic reticulum. The transcript has 36 exons. Gene Ontology annotation, biological process: phosphatidylcholine metabolic process. Gene Ontology annotation, molecular function: phosphatidylcholine lysophospholipase A1 activity.
UUUAACCACACUAUCUGUAGUUAUAAUCAUAUAUCUUCAGUGUGGUAUUUUUCAGCCGUUUGUGAGUUGUUGUAUUGUUAUUUUUCCGAUUUAACCGAUACUGAAAACUGAAGCUGUGCGGUUUGUCAGUCAUUGUGGAGCUCGGUAACAUUUCUGUUGUAGAGGUCAAGAAAUAAAACUAUAAACCAUCAGAAACUAUGUCCCGUCGAUCCUAAAGAUCUUUUAGCUGUUUCAGUUUCACAGACGUAAUAGUGACUUCACUGCACUGCCAUCGGCCGCAUCGAAGAGAGGCUAACGUUAGUGACGGCGAAGCAACACAGAUUGCCUUAUAAAUGAGGCAGUCCCCCAGGCAGCCUCUGGCCUAGAUGUUCUGAGGACGUUUCAUGUUUAACCUUUAAUUAAAUAAAUCUAUAAUACUCGUCGAAACGCCCAAUUCUACUUUAAAUUGCGUAAUUUCACAUGGCCUAACAUAGCAUAUCAGUCUAUCAUGUGUACGUUAGCCAAUGGUUCACCAACACCCUCUAGUGGCGUUGGUCGUCAACAUUUCGUAAAGAUUUCAUGCCAAAUGAUGUUUGUUUACAGCACAGCACAGAAAAACAAGUUGUUUAUUGUAAAGAGAAGUUCGUAAGGUGACACCUCCGAAUGCAAAGCAUGCACAACUAUUUUGGUUAGUGGGACACACGAGCUGAUACUGUUGGUGUACCCUCGCCCAGUCCCAUCUCUUAUGUACAUUUUUAAUCGGCUGAAGAGACUCAGGGUGUUAUUCAGAUUUAUUGGACUCCGACCACUCCCCCAACAGUAGAAGGGUGAUGUAUUAGGACCACCCUGUGACGUGUGUGUAUGUAUUUGUUUAUAUGUUCUCCCUUUCACUGCAAUACUAACUGUCCGACAAAGUGGGUGAGGUCAGUUAUCUCUAAUUUCUUGUUUGUCAUGAUGAGUCAUGAUUCUGAAUGGAAGUAAAACUUUAUUAGGGUUGAGACAUCAACCCUAAUAAAGACAAGUCAAAUGUUCUCUGUGAGUGAUAUCGCCACCUCAUCAUUGAAAAUGUUUUCUCAGAAAAAAGGUGGCACUUAUGUGGACAUGAUUUCUGCAAGAGUAAGAAUUUGAUUAUUCCACACCUAUUUAAUCAAGGAAAAAAUGUAGCCCCAUUAACCAGACUGCUUUGCCUGUCAUGACAAGCAUUAGAACAUUUGUUGUGUUAGUGUGAAUUGAGAUCCAAGUGAAUGAUUUGCAUUGCUGAACCAAGCCUUGGGCGGACAGCUUCCACAUCAUUGUAAUGUGGAAUCUUUCCAAUAGAUUGUGAUGUCAAGAUUUUACAUUCUUUAUUUGUCCUUUAAAAUCACUGUGCCCACCCUGCCCCCUCCCCCAGAGACUAACUUGACCAACUGUAGUGUCACCCAUGUGAGUGGUCCUAAAUGCCCACUGGUUCAUAUAUCAAUACCUCAAGCAUCUUAAGCAAUUUAAGCUGCAGCACCUCUUCUGUUUAAUCAGACAUCAUGGGCCAGUCUGAGCCUUGGACCCUGACCCAUUUGACCACUUUUGAUAGAUACACCCCACAAGUUUUGGAAAUUCUCUGACCCAGGCGUGUAGCCAUUACAAUAUUGUUGAACUUUUCCUGCUUCUCACAUAGACUUUGACAGUAAGAUGUUCACCUGCUGCCUAGCAUACAGUUUACCUCUUGGAAUAUGCCACAGUAAAGGGGCAUGCAGUGUUAUUCACCACCCUGACAGUGGUCAUAAUAUCAUGACAACUAAAUUAAAUAAUUGUUACUUUGGUGAAAUGAUUAAUUACAUAAUUAGAGAAUCAGGAUUCAUAUGAAACAAUAUCAUUUCACAAAUGGGUAACAAAUCAAAGGAAAAAUAGUUAAACGAGAAAGAAUGUUCCCUAUAAAUACAAAAACCUCACAAAAGAAAAAGAACAAACUAUUUAAAGAUCAAAGUUAUUUUAUAACUAGUUAUGUUCAAAGGAGUAGGCAAAGCUAUUAGUUUCAACUACUACAGAUAACAAACCACCAACAGAAAUACAUUAGCAGUAAUAUUACACCAACAUGCUGUCUGGUCCAGCUUUCUGUUUUGGUUGAGAUGAACUGCUGUGCAACACCAAAGAUGGGAAAAAUGUUUUAAGAAAAUAUUUGAAAGAAUCUUCCGAGGGUUCUCCUGUCCUUGCUGCGGUUCAUGGACCAUCGUUGUGAAGGAAGGGUAUUGAAAUGGGACAGAGCAGCUCAGGGCAGGAUGUCCAGGAGAACACAGUGGAGCAGGACGGCUGUGACGAUAUCAAGACAUUUGUGGAGGAGGAGAUGCAGAUGAGCAUGAUGGUUGGAGUGGUAAUUGGUGCAGGCACCAUUGCCAUAGUCAUCUCCAUUUUCAUAUUCUUCUUUUUGCGGAGGAUCCAGCAUCGGAAUCGAGAAGCUCAGGAGGCUCCGAAAUAUCGCUUCCGCAAGAGGGACAAAGUGAUGUUCUACGGCCGAAAAAUCAUGCGCAAGGUUUCUCAGUCUACCUCUUCUCUAGUUGGCACAUCCUCCCGUCCACGUCUGAAGAGGAAGCAGAAGAUGCUCAACAUUGCCAAAAAGAUCCUGCGAUUCACAAAGGAGGUGCCCAUCCUUCAGGCCAAGGAGCCCCCACCCUCAGUGCUGGAAGCAGACCUCACAGAAUUUGAUGUUGCUACUUCCCACCUCCCAUCAGAAGUUCUUUACAUGCUUAAAAACGUCCGUGUGCUGGGUCACUUUCAGAAGUCCCUUUUCCUGGAGCUGUGUCAACACAUGGUGUUUCAGCAGUACCAACAAGGGGAGUAUGUUUUCAGGCCAGGUCAGCCUGACAACAGCAUCUACGUGGUGCAGGAUGGAAAACUGGAGCUGUGCCUUACUGGAACGGAUGGCAAAGAAAGUGUGGUCAAGGAGGUUUUUCCUGGCGACAGUGUCCACAGCCUGCUCAGUAUCCUGGACGUUAUCACUGGCCACCAGAGACCCUACAAAACAGUGUCAGCACGGGCAGCAGAGGUGUCAGCAGUUAUACGAUUACCAGUUGAAGACUUCCCAUCUAUAUUUGAGAAAUACCCUGAGAGCCUCGUGCGAGUUGUACAGAUUAUUAUGGUCCGUCUACAAAGAGUGACUGUUUUAGCGCUGCACAACUAUCUAGGUCUCACUAAUGAGCUCUUCAGCCAUGAAAUGCAGCCCGCAAGGUUACCACCUGUGUCACCCCACCCGACUCGCACCAGUCCCAUUCGCCAUGGCAAGCGCUUUGGAAGCCUCACAGUGCCAGAGGAGCAUCGAGAAGCUGCUUUAAAGGGUGAAGGAGGUGAACAAGGAAAAGAUGAAGCUAUUCUGCCAACUCUAAACAGGACUAUCUCCAUGCCAGUGGAUAUUGCUGGUAUACAAAAAGGCCUGAGGUCAGACUUUGACAUGGCAUAUGAAAGAGGACGGAUUUCCGUCUCCGCAGAGGAGGGCAGCACUCCUCCCACCUUCACCCGGUCUGUGUCCCAGGAGCAGAGGGAGAGGAAGGUGACAGUAGAUGAAAUUCCCUCAGGGAUCUACCUGUACCCAGAAGAAGAGAUAGGAGUUGACAGUAUUUUUACACCUGUAACCAGUCGAUCCAACGCUGCUGUGUUUGAAGAAGCUCUGAAGGACAUCCUUAAACUCAUGAGGAUUGAGGAUCCAUCUUUGCUAAAUGGGAGGGUGACUCUGCACCAUGCAAAAGCUGGCGCCAUCUUGGCUAAACAAGGAGACCAGGAUGUGAGCCUACACUUUGUUCUGUCUGGUUGUCUUCAUGCCUACCAGCGAAUGGUAAGCAAACAAGAAGCUGUCUGCCUGUUUGUGACCCACGCUGGGGAGAUGGUGGGCCAACUCGCUGUACUCACAGGGGAGCCCCUUAUCUUUACCAUCAAGGCAGUCCGUGACUGCACUUUCCUCAAAAUCUCCAAGUCGGAUUUCUACGAGAUAAUGCGAGAGCAGCCUAAUGUGGUACUGAGUGUGGCCCACACUGUGGCCAUACGCAUGUCUCCUUUUGUCAGGCAGAUGGACUUUGCUAUUGACUGGAUGGCUGUGGAGGCUGGUAGAGCUCUGUACAGACAGGACGACCAAUCAGAUUGCACCUAUAUUGUUUUGAAUGGACGACUGCGUUCAGUCAUCCGCAAAGCUAAUGGCAAGAAAGAACUUGUUGGGGAAUAUGGCAGAGGAGAUCUUAUUGGUGUGGUUGAGGCUUUGACCAAACAGCCAAGAGCCACCACUGUCCAUGCUGUGAGAGACACAGAGCUGGUCAAAAUGCCCGAAGGAACAUUGAGUAACAUCAAAAGACGAUACCCUCAGGUGGUGACCAGGUUGAUCCACUUGUUAGGGCAGAAAAUUCUUGGAAACCUGCAGCAGGGACGCGGGCCUUUCUCAGGCUCAGCCCUGAGUCUGCCCAGUAUGAAAACAGGUGCAGAUGUGAGCAACCCAGCUAGCAACCUCUCUACUGUAGCUGUGCUUCCUGUAUGUGAUGAGGUGCCAAUGAAUGCCUUCAACAUGGAGCUCAGUCAUGCCCUCAGUGCCAUCGGUCCCACUCUGCUGUUGACCAGUGACAUCAUAAGAGAGCGUUUGGGAGCAUCUGCUUUGGACAGUAAUAGUGAAUACCGUCUGUGUGGCUGGCUGGCCCAACAGGAGGAUAUCAAUCGUAUCGUCCUGUAUCAGACUGACAACACCAUGACGCCAUGGACUCAGCGAUGCAUUCGCCAGGCUGACUGCAUCCUCAUUGUCGGCCUUGGGGACCAGGAACCGACCCUUGGAGAGUUGGAGCAGAUGCUGGAGAAUACAGCAGUUCGUGCUCUGAAGCAGCUGAUCCUUCUACAUAGAGAGGACGGACCUGGUCCCUCGAGGACUGUUGAGUGGCUCAACAUGAGAAGCUGGUGCUCGGGACAUCUUCACCUCAAGUGUCCUCGAAGAGUUUUCUCCAGACGUAGUCCAAACAAACUGAGAGAUGUCUACGAGAAGGUGUUUGAGAAAACAGCAGACAGACACAGCGAUUUCUCUCGGCUGGCCCGAGUCCUGACAGGAAAUAGUAUCGCACUGGUGCUGGGAGGAGGUGGAGCGCGAGGGUGCUCUCAUGUAGGCGUGAUCAAAGCAAUGGAGGAAGCAGGGAUUCCUAUUGACAUAGUGGGUGGAACCUCCAUUGGCUCAUUCAUUGGUGCUUUGUAUGCGGAGGAGAGAAGUGCGGUCCGAACCAAACAAAGAUCCAAAGAAUGGUCAAAGGGAAUGAACUCAGUUUUUAAAACAGUCUUGGACCUGACCUAUCCCAUCACCUCCAUGUUCUCUGGCUCCGCCUUCAAUGCCAGCAUUCAUAAAGUGUUUCAGGACAAGCAAGCAGAGGAUCUAUGGCUGCCGUACUUCAACGUCACCACUGACAUCACAGCUUCAGCCAUGCGUGUCCAUCAGGAUGGCUCUCUGUGGCGCUAUGUGCGGGCGAGCAUGACCCUCUCAGGGUACCUGCCGCCUCUCUGCGACCCCAAAGACGGAAACUUGCUAAUGGACGGUGGCUACAUCAACAAUUUGCCAGCGGACAUUGCGAGGAACAUGGGGGCCAGAACAGUCAUUGCAAUUGAUGUAGGAAGCCAGGAUGAGACUGACCUCUGUAACUAUGGCGACUGCCUGUCCGGUUGGUGGCUGCUGUGGAAGAGGAUUAAUCCUUGGGCAGAGAAAGUAAAGGUGCCAGACAUGGCAGAGAUCCAGUCUCGUCUGGCUUAUGUGUCCUGUGUACGGCAGCUAGAGGUGGUGAAGAAGAGUGCGUACUGCGAGUACAUCAGACCGCCUAUAGACCGUUUUAAGACCAUGGACUUUGGAAAGUUUGAUGAGAUCUAUGAUGUUGGCUAUCAGCAUGGCAAGUUGUUAUUUACUGGCUGGGCCCGAGGCGACAUCAUCGACAACAUGCUGAAGGACCAUCGAUCAGCUGACUACAAUGACAGUAAAAUAAAUGACGCCUGCACGUGUCCUGGGGCGGACUUUACUGACCUGGCAGAGAUUGUGUCCAGAAUAGAACCAGUCCAGACCUAUGUUGCUGCUGAAGCAGAGGAGUCGGACUGUCUGACAGAGUACGAGGAAGAUGGGAUGGACACAGUGAGGGAGGAGGAAGGGGAGGAAGAAGAGGACCACUCACCUGGAGAGUGGGAACAAAACGGAGUCUUCCAGACUGAGGGAAAGUCUGUGAGACAUCGUAGGAUACUCACCAGUGGAUCUGAAGUCUCUGACAGCUAAAAAAAAAACAGAACAGGCCAGUAGCAGCAGAUUCAACUGGAAAAAGGUAACGUUUAGGUUCAUUAACAAAACAGGCCACAAGUUUCUGCUGCAGCUUCUAAGACACUGAAAUCCCAUUGGACUGAUAAAAAAUUAGCAGCAUUCAGAAGACGUUUUCUUGGCCUUUAAUUGGUUGUAUUUUUUCUAUUACCCAGCUGUGUUUUGUCCAUAAUUUCAAAAUCACUGUAACCAACAAUAACCCCAUCCAGGAUUAUUAACCAUCUAUUUUUUUUAAUGUCUUCUCCUAAUUUACCGCAUAAUAUCAGCACACAACUUGGUUCUUAUUGGUACCGUUUACAGUAACCUUUAAUGUUUUGGUUCAUUACAUGAUCCUGUGAUUUGUUGCUAUGCCUGUUUGUACACUUUGUUUGUUGUGUUUUAAAAAUGUCUUACUCACACUGAAAAGAUAAAUUCAAAAAUAGUAAGGUGGUGGGUUUAGUGUAGAUAUUGAAAACCAUCUUAAGUCAUUUUAAACCUACAGCUCUGUUGUUGAGAUAAAAAACAAAAAAAACAAAUGAUUGAACAUUGAGUCUGAAGUGUGAAGUGGAGCUAAUUGUCAACUCAGAAAACAACAGAGAGGAAGCCUGACAGCACUGUUUUCUACACUGUUUUCACCUGUGUAAAUAGCUUUAAUGUUAUUACCAGCACAAUGCAACAUGGACAUCCCUUAGUACAGCGGUUCCCAAACUUAUUUUGGCCGCCCACCCCCUUUUAUAUUCCAACUGAGUUGACGCACCCCCAAUUCCCCACACCUUCGGAAAAAAAACAAAACAAAAAACAAACAAAAAAAAACCCACAACAAGCCUUCUUUUUAAGGCAGCAUGUUUAAUCGUGCUCAAAUGACCAGAGCACGUAACCAUUUCUAAAUCAAAAUGUCAGCUUUUGAUUUGUUUUUGUUUUUUUCAGGAGAUUAUUAUUUAUAUGUCUUUAUUUUGUGGACAAAUCCCACAGGGGAAAGAAUACUUUAAACGGCCAUCAAAUGUUUUAUCUCACGCACCCCCUAGUGGCAGCUCGCGCACCUCUGCCACACUGUGGGAAUCCCUGCCUUAGUUACUUUGCUCUAACUGUUCAAUAAUUGUGAAAGAAAAUGAUACAAUGCCUAGCUUAUAUUUACCACUGUCAGAGGUCAGAGGUCAAGAUUGUUGCCAGUGUCAGUCCUGACUGUUUUGAUUGUUUUUUUGUUUGUUUUUUUCUUUUUAAUGUCAGCCCCCACUUUUGGUCAUUUCUUUUUUUUUUUUUUUUUUUACAUUCCUGAUGAUGUUUCAGUAUUAUAGAAAAUUGCAGUUAAUUUUCAUUAUGAUUUAAUUAUGGUUCCUGCUGCAUUCAAACAUGUCGAAGGCUUCUUUAAGUAGAGACCGAAGGAGAGAAAACAGUCCAGUUUGAAUUUAAUAUUAUAUAUAUAUAUAUAUAUAAUAUAAUAUUAUAAGAACAGAGAUGGAUUCACUCCUGGGAAUGACUUUGUGGAGUGAGUGUGAUACUUUUGAUGAAUGGUAUCUGUGUGCUUAAGGUUUUGUGUGUGAUUGUAGAGACAGCACUGUGUUUUUGUCCAUCUCUGUGAUAAACUGUUCAAAGUCAGCAGUAAAAAUAACAAUAAGAAAAAUCCCUCAAAUCAUGAACACACCAAACAUGGAUGAACAGAAGCAACUGGACUGAAAUGCACCUCAUUUGUUCAUAAACAAUGACUAUGGACCUAAUGUAGAAACUGUAACAAGUUAUAAUAUAAAUAAUGUUUAUAUGUAUAUAAAGUGAAAGUCUGUAAAUUGAGGUUUUGCUGAAAACUAUGGAAUCAAUAACAAGAGUAGUCUCUAAAAAUCCAUUCUGUUUUAAUGGAUGGUCCCUAGAUUUGCAUCUAAUUUUAUUUAUUUAUGUUAACUACUGACUUUUAAAAGGUCACAUUUUUGUUUUGAACCUGUGGCUGUGGAAUAUUUGUUUUUAAUUAACUUUAUUUUAGCAGUUUUGCACUGAACAAUUUCAAGUACUUUUGCUUGGGUGAUGUUUGCUGAUUAAUUGCCAAAAUUAAAACGCCAUUGGAAUCAAAAGGAAAAAAGAUGCUAAUGUAACAUGAAUAUUAAAUAAUAAACAUGACAAAUAUGUUGUGUCCUACUAAA